Molecule: messenger RNA, 1263 nt
Organism: Psammomys obesus (fat sand rat)
Lineage: Eukaryota; Metazoa; Chordata; Mammalia; Rodentia; Muridae
Product: olfactory receptor 51E2
Exons: 2
Coding region: 127-1089 (320 amino acids)
Biological process (GO): G protein-coupled receptor signaling pathway
Cellular component (GO): membrane
Molecular function (GO): olfactory receptor activity; G protein-coupled receptor activity
Source: RefSeq, a predicted model, not a curated record
GAGCAGCAUCAUAAAGGGACCUGUUUCAGAAAGUGAAAGCCAGAUCCAGCUGCCCUCCCUGAGCAGAACGGCACCAUUUUCAGGCUGCCAGCGCGCCCGCCCUCUGCGUCCUCCCCCUUGGCAGCAAUGAGCUCCUGCAACUUCACCCAUGCCACCUUCGUGCUCAUUGGUAUCCCAGGACUGGAGGAAGCUCACUUUUGGUUCGGCUUCCCCCUGCUUUCCAUGUAUGCCGUAGCGUUGUUCGGAAACUGCAUCGUGGUCUUCAUCGUGAGGACAGAGAGGAGCCUGCACGCGCCCAUGUACCUUUUCCUCUGCAUGCUGGCAGCUAUUGAUCUGGCUCUGUCCACAUCCACCAUGCCCAAGAUCCUCGCGCUCUUUUGGUUUGACUCCCGGGAGAUUACUUUUGAUGCCUGUCUUGUCCAGAUGUUCUUCAUUCAUGCUCUCUCGGCAAUUGAAUCUACCAUCCUGCUGGCCAUGGCCUUCGACCGCUACGUGGCCAUCUGCCACCCCCUGCGUCACGCUGCUGUGCUCAACAACACAGUGACAGUCCAAAUCGGCAUGGUGGCUUUGGUCAGGGGAUCCCUAUUUUUCUUCCCACUCCCACUGCUGAUCAAGCGGCUGGCCUUCUGUCACUCCAACGUGCUCUCCCACUCCUACUGUGUCCACCAGGAUGUGAUGAAGUUGGCCUACACAGACACGUUACCCAAUGUAGUCUAUGGUCUUACAGCCAUUCUGCUGGUCAUGGGUGUAGAUGUCAUGUUCAUCUCCUUGUCCUAUUUUCUGAUUAUACGGACAGUUCUGCAACUGCCUUCCAAGUCAGAGCGAGCGAAGGCGUUUGGGACCUGUGUGUCACACAUUGGCGUGGUCCUGGCUUUCUACGUGCCGCUCAUCGGCCUGUCGGUGGUGCACCGUUUUGGAAACAGCCUAGACCCCAUUGUGCAUGUCCUCAUGGGGGAUGUCUACCUGCUCCUGCCUCCUGUGAUCAAUCCCAUCAUCUACGGUGCUAAGACCAAACAGAUCAGAACACGGGUGCUAGCGAUGCUCAAGCUCAGCUGUGACAAGGACAUUGAAGCUGGAGGAAACACAUGACCCUCACCACUCUAUCCCCAUCGUCCUACGUGGCUUACUGUAGUAAUUCCAUCACACCUGCUUAAUUACAGUCGUAAGCACACUAGUGCUUCUCCCUGAAUGGGAUACUGAACUAAUGUAUGGUUUAUCUUCAUCGUGGACAUAAUGUGAAAUAAUCAAUGAACAUUAUGUGGU